Molecule: messenger RNA, 4016 nt
Organism: Chara braunii
Lineage: Eukaryota; Viridiplantae; Streptophyta; Charophyceae; Charales; Characeae
Source: the annotation of a GenBank genome assembly
CUGUUAUUCGUUUCUGUGUCUAUCAGUUAUUCGUAUCCGUAUCUAAAACGCCGACGUCGUCGUUCUUCUCUCGUCUCCUAUUGUCUUUCUCCUCGCCUUAUACUCUUCGUCGACGCCUCAUUCGCGAUGGCUGCAGCUACGACAGAGUACCAGUGCUUCGUGGGAGGCCUCGCCUGGGCUACGGAUGACCGAGCUCUGCAGAAUGCAUUCCGCCAGUGCGGUGACGUGGUGGACUGCAAGGUCAUCUUGGACCGCGAGACUGGCAGGUCGAGAGGCUUUGGGUUUGUCACUUUCGCUGAUGAGAAGUCAAUGAACAACGCCAUCAGCACGAUGAAUGGCGUUGAGUUGGACAACAGAUCCAUCACUGUGAACCAAGCUCAAGCAAGAAGUGGCCGGAGUGGCGGCGGCGGCGGCGGCUUUGGCUCUCGCGGCGGCGGUCGGUACGGUGGCGACAGCGACCGGUACGGCAGUGGGUAUGGCAAUGGAGGUGGAUACGGCGAUGGCGGCUAUAGCGCCGGUGGCUACAGCAGCCGCUCGCGAGGUGGUGGUUAUUAGACAAACCUCGCCAUCCUCUUUGCGGGUCAUCUAGUCCACAAGGGUAAUGGUGGGGGUUGAGUAGUCAGACGCCUCUAGAGUAACGGCGGUUUCAGCCUCUCGUGUGUCCGUCGUUUGCCGUUUCUGAAGUGGAUGUACUUGGUUCAAUAGCUAUAGUACGCAAAGAGGUUUUUCCCUCUCUCUCCAACUCUUUUCUAUUCUGUUUUGGUUUCUUUUGGUCUCGUUUUGCUGUCGCGUCUUUCUAUCAUAUGACGAUUACCAAAUCACACGAGAUCUGGAGGAGCGGGUGGAGAAUCGUGGAUGCGAAGCAUGUAUAGAGGCGGAGAUAUUUUAGACCGGACAUAGCUUCGGACUGUGUUAGCAAGGACCAGUUCCUCCGGACUCUGCGCUCUAAACGAGCCUAUGGUGGGGAAUUUAUCUUUGUCUUUUUUGCUAUUCCAAUCUGUUGGACUCGCACUGCAGCAUUGCUCUGAAAUCACCGUUGUUUAUACAAUCUGUGUGAUAGUAUUUGGAAGGUAGUGAUGAUGAUGCAAUUUUGACCGAUUAGUCAGUCUGGUGGAGAUAUUCAGAUUUGAUCAUCAUGGGGUUAUUACUGUGUGCAACAAAAAACUCUGUGCGGGCUUCGAAAGUCUUAACUGUACGGCGAAUAACGGAACGGAAGAUUUCGGCGAUCGUUUCAGUGCACGGAACCAGACGUGAUGCCACGAAAAAUCGAGUGCGUUGGCGGCGAAGGCAUUGAUCUCUUGAUGAGUUAGCUGUAACCACUACUUCCUCCUACCUGCGUAUCCAGUGGCUAUGAUGUGCGGCUGCUGCUGAUAAUACUUACUGUUUGCUGUGAUGCGUUCAAAAGAGUUGAGAUGGAAGGGGUGGUUGGUUAUGGAUUAGCUGCCUGCUGCCGUUUCUCCUCUCCGUUUGUUAUAUCAUGUGAACGGACGAAGGCGGGCUGCAGCGAGUUGCCCUCCCCAAUUGUAAGGGGUAAAUGUCCGUUGGGUGGUUGAUUGACUUCAUUGGCCCCUUCUUGACGGCGGCGGUUACAUCAGAUUUGCCGAGUAUGAAUGGUCCUCAUGUUUCUGGCUAAGUGCGUGUAUCUGUAUUCAGUAUCUGCUCGGUCUUUUCGGAAGGGAGGCGUUAAGUUUUUGGUCUUUUUUUCUGCGUAUGUAGAUCUUUUUGAACUGAUACUUUCAAAUUUCGUGUAGAUUCUCGUGAACUGAUAUUCUUAAGUGGACCAGAUGAACAUUGGAUGAAGCUUUCUGAUGAUCACGUCGUCCCGACUGGUCACGUUCUGCCUUUUUGACGGCUGCUGCGUGUGUGAUAGUUUAGUCUCCGGUGAAGGUUCUGUUCCCCGUUUCCAUGUUGAUGGGAGUGGGAGAUGGUUACUGUGAAGAGGGGGUUGGGAUGCGGCGAGGAGGGGGGGUCGGCAUUUCGACGAGAUUGGCUCCGGUUAGGACGUACGCGUCGGGACGGUUUUUAAAAGUCCUCCACGUGGUGCGAGACGUGUGGGGGUUUGUUUCCUGUUUGUGGACUCGUGGAGUUUGAAACAAAUUUCCGUCAAGAUGAUGAUAAAAGUUGAGGGACGACCAGUUGCGUAAAAAUAUCCUCGUUCGUUUAAGUUCUAUAUGUUAAUGGACAAAUUUGACGGCUCCACGUUUUGAAGACCGUCUACUCUCUUAUCUCCGUGCAACAUAGAUAUUGUCGAGUGUCCUAGUUCGUCUCGCUUCUGCGGUGGAGGUAACUGUAUUCUCUCGUCUCCUUACAAAAUCGAUAAUGUCGAGUGUCUUAGUUCGUCUCGCUUCUGCGGUGGAAGUAAUUCAAGCUGUUACUGAAACGGUUUCUGCGGUAUGGUAUGGUGCCUUUUGAGUGUUUCAUCGAUCGAUCGGUUUAUUUGGAUGAUGACGAUUGCGCUUUUUUUGGGUUCAAGAUUCGGUUCGAGGAUGGUAGCUGCAAAUGUCUGCGUAGAGGUUUGUGUUUGCUUCUUUCGCAAUGACAAUGACGGUUCUCGUUCGGUUCAGGUCGGUUCGGUUGAUGAGAUUCAAUUUGAUCGUGAUUGCACGCAUCAGGAUAGAGGUUUAGUCGGCACAUUUGAUUGAUUCGGAAGGUUAACAUGGGUUCUCGUGCGGUUUGGUCAGUUAUUAACGACGGCUAACGACGGCUCUCGUUUGGCUCUGUUCGGUUGAUUAGUUUGGUGGUUUCAGGUUUGAUCGCUGUCACACGCGCGCUUAUGCUUCUAUGCUCUUUGAUCUGAAAACUGUUACACGCAUGCUUCUCAUUACGAGGUUAACGACGGUUCUCGUUGUCUGCAUUCCUUGUCCCCUUUCAGUGCUUCUGUGGUGGACAUUAUCCGGCAUGAUGUCACGUGGUCGUUAAUGGUUCUCUUGUUAAUCCUUACGCUCUCUCUGCGCGUAAUGAGGUGGUGCCACGAAUGUGUUUUUGGCUUCACUAAUGUUUUUCGUGGCUCAGCUUCGCAUCUGGGCUUUGACGAGAGUGGUGGAUGUAGGUGGAGUGGUGAGCUGAUAUUCGGCGCUUGGGGACUUGGGACUGUCUCUGCUUGACAGUUGUGGUUGUUGAGGGAUGGAGAGGGGAGGCACAUGUUUUGUGAAGAGGGAGCGAGUGGGAGAUGAGGUACAAGCAAUGAUGUGAAUCUUGAGGUUGGGUUCAGUUCCGAGGUUUCUUUUUGGUAAUCGUAGGUGGUCACAUAUAUCAGUGCUGGUAGUCUGCUGAGUAUCUUACUCUUGUCGCCGUGAAUACGAUGUUGUCUUUUUCGAAAGUAAAUACUUGAAGCACUUGCGAUCGCUAAUACGUAGCGUUUCAAGCUUGGAAUUUUUUCUCAUUUGGACAUGGUGUCAUGAUCUCUGACAUGAGAACAAAGAUCUUGGGAAAAUGGGUUCGUUGGGUAGAUGGGUUUGUGAUGUUCUUAUAUGGUGAUCUUCGAUUUAUCUGCAAAUAUGCGUCGCUGUGUUUGUUUAUGAACGAAAUGCUGGGCUCACGGGUGUGGAACUUGAAUGCGCGUAUGACAUGAGGGUACGUGAAUGUGCCAUGAAAAAAAGUCCAUUAUUUCGUUUGGACUCGAGUCGUUGAACGCGCGUGCGGACGUGGUCGAAAGGAAAUGAUUGGUUCGAAAGGAAAUGGGUUCGUUGGGUAGAUGGGUUUGCGAUGUUCUUAUAUGGUGAUCUUAUUUAUCUGCAAAUAUGGGUCGCUGAUGUUUGUAUGAGCGAAAUGCUGGGCUCAUGGGUGUGGAACUUGAAUGCGCGUAUGACAUGUGAGGGUAGGCAAAAGGAUGUUUGCAAAGGAGAUUGAUUAUGCCUAUUUGAGAAAAAGGAAAAGGAUUGUCUUCUUUUUACUUCUCACCUACCUGCAUGUCAAUAAGGUUUCUUUGUCUUAAGAAAAUAAUAGUUUGGUAAGCGCUGUAAAACAACUUCGAUUCAAAUAAAGCAGAAAAGGUCAAAUGAAUGUAGUCUUUUCGC